AUGGUAGUCGACACUACAUAUUACGAUCUUUUGAACAUUGAAACCAGUGCCACAUCAUUAGAAAUCAAGAAGGCAUAUCGUAAAGCUGCCAUUAAGUUACAUCCAGAUAAGAAUCCCAACGAUCCUGAUGCUGCCGCUAGAUUCCAAGAAGUAGGUGAAGCGUAUCAAGUAUUGAGUGAUGAAUCAUUAAGAGCGAAAUACGAUAAAUAUGGUAAACAAGAAUCGAUUCCUCAAGAAGGAUUUGAAGAUCCCGCUGAGUUUUUUUCUAUGAUUUUUGGUGGUGAAGCAUUCAAAGAUUGGAUUGGAGAGUUGAGUUUGUUGCUGGAAUUAUCAAAAUCAGCCGAAUUAUCUGGAUAUUCUGAUGAUGCAGAUAAGAAAAAGGAUACCAAGGCAACUGGAACCGAGACUGAGGAGUCAAAUGAAUCCAAUGACACUAAAAAACAGAAAUAUAACCCUACAGAGAGUGGCCAUAAAUCCUCUACUGAACCUCGCUUACUAGCAAAUGGUGAAAAUACACCAGGAAACGAGUUGACUGAAAAGGAACUCGAAGAGAAGAAACGUAAAGAGGAAUUGGAAAAAUUUGAAGAAGAGUGUCGAGUGAAAAAAAUUGAAACUAGAAAUGAAUUGAGUAAAAAAUUGAUUAAUAAAUUGUCGUUAUUCACUGAAACUGAUAUGAAAGACGAUGUUAUUGAAUCUUUUCAAACUAAAAUCAAAUACGAAGCUGAAUCUUUGAAAAUGGAAAGCUUUGGGUUGGAAAUUUUGCAUACUAUUGGGCAUAUUUAUAAAACCAAGUCAAAGAUAUUUUUGAAGAACCAAACAUUUUUUGGGUGGGGUGGAUUUUGGUGGUCAAUGAAAGAAAAAGGCGGUGUUGUGAAAGACACGUUUAAGACAGUUUCCGCGGCAUUGGAUGCACAAAGAACAAUGGAAGAGUAUACACAAAUGCAACAGGACAAUGAAUAUCACGCUAAGAAGGAAGCAGAAGAGGAAGAAGCUAAGAAAAAAGCCAAUGAAGAAGUUUCGAAAUUGGAGAAAGAGUUGGAGGAGGUGAAAAAGGAACAAGAACAACAAAAGUCCCAGGGCACAUCUACUGCCGAACCUGAAAGUAAUUCAACUAGUGAAGCACAGAUCAAAGACGAAGGAAGCUCCAGUAAAUCUGAAACGAAAGAGCCUGUGAAGCAUACUACUGAAGAAUUGGCUGAAAUGGAAAAAUAUCUUAUGGGUAAAGUGUUGGCAGCAGCAUGGAAUGGAUCAAAAUUUGAAAUACAAGGUACUGUUCGUGCUGUUUGUGAUAACAUAUUGGAGGAUCAAGAUGUGUCUCUUGAAACUAGAGUUGCUCGCGCCAAAGCAUUAAGGCUAAUAGGUGAUGUUUUUGUUUCUAUGACUCGGACAGAAGCUGAGGCUGAAGAAGCCCGGGUUUUUGAAGAAUUGGUUGCAGAAGCAAGUAAGAAAAGAGAAAAGAAAAAUCCACCAACUGAUGUAGAACAGCAACAACAACAAUCUUAG
Molecule: messenger RNA, 1503 nt
Organism: Candida dubliniensis CD36
Lineage: Eukaryota; Fungi; Ascomycota; Pichiomycetes; Serinales; Debaryomycetaceae
Gene: DJP1
Product: Djp1p
Exons: 1
Coding region: 1-1503 (500 amino acids)
Biological process (GO): protein import into peroxisome matrix
Cellular component (GO): cytosol
Source: RefSeq, a predicted model, not a curated record